This is a messenger RNA of Beauveria bassiana ARSEF 2860, 1125 nucleotides long. Its product is annotated as late sexual development protein. Bases 1 to 1125 code for a protein of 374 amino acids. Lineage: Eukaryota; Fungi; Ascomycota; Sordariomycetes; Hypocreales; Cordycipitaceae. The transcript is spliced from 2 exons. The record is from RefSeq and is a predicted model, not a curated record.
AUGUUCGCGACCAAAUCUAUAAGCCUUCUCGGUCUCUUGGGUCUUGUCACCGGCGCGGCCGUACCCAACAACGAUGGCUUCCCUAUGCCAAACAAGGACCAACAGGUCACCCUAGCCAAGCAAGCUGGUGGCAAACUACCUAAUGUGGCUUUGCCCAAAAAGCUUGGCCCCGGGAGCACAACCGCUUUCCAGCUUAUUGCCUUUAAUGAGUUGUUCGAGACGGCCUACUUUGACUCCCUUCUUCAAAAUAUUACAAACGGUGUGCAAGGCUAUGAAGCCGACAACAAGGAGGAAUUGAUCAAGAUCUUUUCCACUGUGCGAGCUCAAGAGGAAUUGCACGCACUCGCAGCCCAGACUGCUCUUAUGGCAGCCAAUGCCUCCUUUGUUCCGUCGGCUUGCAAGUACAUGUUUCCGACGACCAACUUGACUCAAGCUGUCGACAUUGCCGAGACAUUCACUGCCGUUGUGCUCGGUGCGCUGCAGGGCGCGAAUGUCUUGUUCGCCAAAGAAAAUGUUCCCGUCCCGAUCCAGCUUAUAUCGUCCGUCAUUGGUCAGGAAGGCGAGCAGAAUGGCUACUAUCGCACCGUGUUGAAGGAAGUGCCUUCAGAGUCGCCAUUUCUAACCGCGGUGCCGGCCGCCUUUGCCUUUUCGGCCUUGCAAAUGUUCAUCGUCCCGGGAUCGUGCCCAUACCCCCUCUCCAACAUUGACCUGCCCAUCUUCCCGCCAAUGAUGGUAAACGGUCAGGCAGUGGCCGCGCUGGAGGCAAAGGACCAGAAACUUUCAUUUUCGGCAGACCUCGGCAAAUCUGAGCAGGCAAAGAAGUACGUCGGAGGCGAUGGGAAAGAUCUCUUCCUCACGUAUACUACCGGCCAGCAAAAGCCCAUUUCUCUGGAAAUCAGCAACGUCAAAUGGGAGAGUGGCAUGAUUAGCUUUGGUGCAGACUUUUCGGUUUCCGAGAAUGUCAUGAACGGCUUCAGUCAUGCUGCUUUGACUACUGGAAAUGUCUUCGAGUCGGCAGAUGAUGUCACUAAUUCCACACUCGCGGGUCCUGGUAUCAUUCAAGUGAGGGACGGUGUAACAGCAAGUAUGGAUAGCCGUGAGGUGGAGGCGUCGGAAUGCAGCUAA